AUGUCCUUCGACACCGCACCUCUAUACAACCAGCCUGAGUACUCCGAUGUCACUAUCAGCUUCAGCGGUAGAAGCAUCUACUGUCACAAGGUUGUUCUAAGUACCAGCUCGGAGUAUUUCAAGAGGCUAGAGAGCGGUCGGAGAGAGAUUGAGCUGAAGGAAGACGACCCUGAUGCAGUGGAGUUCAUACUGGAGUAUCUAUAUUCGUUCGACAGCGAUGAGGAUGCAGCCCGUAAUGAGGAUUGGAAGCUGCAACUGCAAGUUGCCAAUGCUGCACACAAGGCGAGUGGCUCGUCUGCCCAGCCUUCGAUCCCGACUAACUACUCCCCAAAGCAUUUGCAUAAUCUUCUCAACCUGGAAGCAUACCGUGAGGUCGUCGAUCAGGACAGGACUCUGCUUUGGAAGCAUCUUGACCAUUUGAACGCCAAGUUUUCAGAACGCAGGAGUGCUGACAUUCAAGUUUGCCGUCGGUGCCCAAAACGAAGACUGCUUGCACGCAAUGAGAAAGCUUCGAAGUGCUCAUGUCGAUCGGAGCUCAACGAGAGAGACUACAAACGCCUUAAAGUCUGGGUGCCAAAGGACCAAUUGACUACGUACAAAAGUCAGAUCAUGCCGUACGGCUCCUGA
Molecule: messenger RNA, 627 nt
Organism: Cercospora beticola
Lineage: Eukaryota; Fungi; Ascomycota; Dothideomycetes; Mycosphaerellales; Mycosphaerellaceae
Source: RefSeq, a predicted model, not a curated record